AUGCCUAAACGAUGGCUAUCAAGGACCGGCCGCCACAAUAAUACUCCUAUCAUUUCUUCACCCAAGCCUCCCAUCUUCCAUAAUAAUAUCGAUUUCGAUUUCGCCUUCACGGAUCUCCACUCCCAGCGAGCCGCCGAAGUCGCCAAUCUCUCCGCCCUACCCUCAGCUUCCCCUAACCAUGUUCGACCAACUACUUCAGGUGGUGUAAACGACCGACCGCGGAGGAAGCCCGAUAUCGACCUUCAUUUCAAACGACCGAAGACGUCAGAGGGCCCUUCAUCGCCGCCAUUGCAUAAGCCCGAGUCGACCAAACCUCGGUCCCAGUCCGAGGAAGACCUCAUUGGCGUUGCUAUUGGAAGUCCUGGACACCCACCAAUGGCUUUCUGCAACACCAAUGGCGAACAGAGCCCUCAUUUACCAGAACAUGUCUUUGGUCUACAAGGCCCGUUUCCGGAGCAAGCACGUCUUCAGCCCGCGAAGUGGAAGAAGCUAGGCAAUCUUUUUCGAGCCAAGCAGGGCUUCUCUAAGUCAAAGCAUUAUGAGGAGAUCGAUCGAGGGUAUGAUCCGGGCCCCAGACAUCAUUGGUAUAAACCUAGAGCGCACACGCCUGAGCCGAUUGGAGUUCCACCGUCAAUACGGAUCGACCGCGAGCAUACCGAGAAACUUCACGAAGGGAGCGAACCGAAGACAAUCCUCGACCUCGAGCCAUCGCCACCAGUUGGUCUGGUUUCUACCGGCAAGAACGGUGCAGACUAUCCACGUCAGCAGGCCUCGUUGCCGAAGCUCGACACCAGCGAGUCGGCCCUGCGCAGCCUGCCGUCUGCGAAUUCCUCUUCGUCUCUCCUUGCUCGUAGGAGCCGGACUCUCGAGAACCUCAAGUCGCAGAACCUGUCGAGACCAUCGACUGAAGACUCACGGAAUGACAAAGCACCCAAGUCGGCCGAUCGACCACGUUCAGCACGUCGUCAGAGUACUCCCACCUUAUCGUAUCCGCCACCAAUCACCGGGCCUAGGUCUUCCACACAUUCACCUGCCGUCAGCAAAUACUCGUUAUUCCCUCCUACACAAAACGGUAAAGUCAACAUAAAGUCUCCAACCGCAGGACGCCUUGGAAGAUCGAACACGUCGCCUGCUCGCCUCUCCCCAGCGUCAUCACGAUUUCCCGCGGCGGAUGUUUGUCCGGCCCAGCAACGUCGUGGGGUCGUCAAUCCGCUUACAGACGGCACAGGUGUAGCGGCAGUGUCUAGCCCGGAGGAGCACACUGCGUCAACGCAACGCACCGACAAAGAGCCCUGGAGUGCUGCGCACUCAACGAAAUCUUCUGCCUCCUCUUCGACGACAAUGGAAGAAUUUUUCUUCGACAUCAAAUCGUUCCGAGAUUCUCGUGGAGUAGACCAAGCCGGCCAGUUUGUCAUGACACGGCCCGAUUCUGUCCAGGUCUCCCUGGCUAGGACGCGGUCGAAGCUCAAUGCAGCAAGUCGGACAGACAAAAGGCCUGAAACCGAGACAGAAGCUGAAACCAAGGCGCCUGGAGCUCCUGAGUCAAGUAGGUCAACCAUAACGGCUAAUAGUACGCCAAACCCCAACGACAGCCGAUUCUCUGUUACCACUGCCAUCUUCGACGAAACGAUAGCAGCAGUUGAAGCCAUGUCGCUGCCAGCCUCUAUGAGGGACAAAGCCGCUGCCAUUGCGGCCCAACUGCCUAAUUCGAAACUCGCUCAUCCGCAUUCAGGUAGCAAUCAAUCCAACCAGAUCGGUGCUGAUCAGAUGGCGAGGGCACGAGCGAACACUCCUCCAAAGCACGCCGCCUCAACGAAGCUGCUUCCGCCCGACCCUGGAAUGCCCUCUUCGCAUGUCACAGCCCCCCGCAGAGGCUCGGAAAGCAGAGCGACACCUUCUCAGAUAGCCGAGGAUCCGGCACGCCAUACUGAGAGCGUCAACUUGUCCGCGGAAAGGGUUACGGUCGCUUCAAGAGGUAUCUCUCCGAACCCGUUGUCGUCCGUCGCUGAAGAUGAUGUUUCGUCGAAAGCAGCAGAACCCGCUAUUCGGAAGGAAGAUGCGGCUGUGAAGGCCGAGGAGAAGCACCAAAAGCCAUUGCCUGCAAAAUCCGAAGCGCUUGUGUCAAGGUACCGAGCUGAGUCUCCCGUUCACGUACAAUCGGCAGUCCCUGCCAUCGCUCCAUCGCAGAUGACACCCUUGUCUGCCACCUCGGUGUAUUCGCAGUCCUCCCAGAAGCUGCCUUUGUCCGCAACGCCCAAACCCCAGCCCGAACCCGUUAACAAAUUAGUCCAGGGGGCGGCGGCGAAAACUCGGCUUCAUGAUAGACCUAUCGAAGAGUCCCCUACUAUCCCACAGUCUCCAGGUCCUGGGAAACACAACCCGAACCGUUUCACACGCAAGGAAAGACCACCUCCAGUACCCGAGAAGGACUCGAAAUUCAUUCCUAUUUCGAGGUUUGCAUCGAAACGCACCGUUGAGAAGGUUGAACAAGUGGGCAUUAUUCCGAUGAGGAUGACUAGGUCAGCGACCGACAGCGCAGUUGUGUCACCGGCGCUCAGCCAAACGAGGGUUGGCGGCUACCGAAAGCCGGAACAAACCGCGGACGGCACCAGGAGACCACUGAGAAGCGAAACCCUGCCCAGUGCAAAUUCACCGAUGCUCUCGCAAACGGUGUACAAGCCAUCUCCAAACCUUGGGCAACCACAGGCUCAGGGUUCGCCCCAGGCAAGAGAGGGCAUAACUGUCGUGCAAGCGAAACCAGCCGCAGAAGUAUCUGUUGCACGGACUGUAAGCUUAUCCAGAAAGCAAAGCGCGCGGGUCAUGGUUCCAGGCCCGAAGCUGCAAGCUAGACGAGUCGAAGAAGAGGCCAAGCAGAAAAGCAAAGAACGAGUGGCCGCGCCGACGGGCCUGGGCCUAGUCAUGGGUGACCCGGCUCCCAUGCCAAGCCACAAGAAACAGAUCUCUGAAUCGUCGCUUGAUCGCGAUCGAAAGGGGCCCCUCAAUUCGAAUCCUAGCACCCCAGAGCAUGCCAUCGAAGAUCCUGUUGAGAUGGCAGAGCGUGAGAAGGCGCAGAAGGCCGCAAUUGUCGAAGCAGCCAAGGCACGCGCUCGUGCCAGGAGGGCUGAGUCGCAGAAUAGAGAACAGAAAGAGCAAGAAGCAAAGGACAAGGAGCGGAUUGGGAGCUAUCGUGAUAGCCAGGGCGAGGACGAGAAAGCCAGGUGGGAGAUCCUAGAGAAACGAGCGAUGAGUCCCCUCCUCGUUGAAGGUCAACGUGGGCAUAAGCCAGGCGUGAGUGUCAACGUUAUCCUGGAGACUGCAUGA
Messenger RNA from Cyphellophora europaea CBS 101466, 3321 nucleotides. RefSeq lists its product as uncharacterized. NCBI's taxonomy places the organism in Eukaryota, Fungi, Ascomycota, Eurotiomycetes, Chaetothyriales, Cyphellophoraceae. The transcript has a single exon. The record is from RefSeq and is a predicted model, not a curated record. The coding region runs from base 1 to 3321 and encodes 1106 amino acids.